AUGUGGACACGACAGAAGCAUAGAGACAUAGAGACAUAGAUAAUUAGAUUCAUUCAUAAAUACAAGCAUCCAUCCCAUUCCAUUUCUGACAGUGAUAGAACCAAAAAUCAAUAAAUGGAUCUGUCACCUCAUAGCAUAUGUUUGUAUUAUUUAGACAAAUUGUCAAUAGCUGCCUGGAGCAGACUGAGACCUUUCAGUCUGAGGCACUGGGCAGUUGUCAUGUCUCUGAGACCAAGUCUAAAUAUAGACAACUAUUCAUAGAAUAUCCUAACACUGGGCUUCACAGGCUCUCUGGCCUGACAACACCACGCUGUGAACUGUGAAGUUUCUUCACUGUCUGACUGUGGACUGUAGACAACAACAAGCAUGGGGGACUUCCAGCAGUUUGAGCAGGACUUCUACCAGGCAGAAUAUUACAUCGAUGACCAGGGUCAAAGUGUAGCCUACUACGAAAACCCGGCAUGUUAUGAUGAUGGAGCACAGACUUUCAUGCCAGAGCCUCUGGAUCCUUCUAUGGAGCAGCAAUACACUGGACAGUUCUACCAACCUACAAUGCCCUCUGGCAGUAUGGGAGCAGAUUGUCCUGAAGAGGAACCUCCACUUCUCGAGGAACUUGGCAUCAAUUUAGACCACAUCUGGCAGAAGGCACUAACAGUGUUGAACCCUUUUAAGCCUGCAGAUGGCAGCAUCAUGAAUGAGACUGAUCUGACAGGUCCUAUCGUCUUCUGCCUCUCACUGGGGGUCACUUUAAUGAUGGCAGGUAAAGCUCACUUUGGUUAUGUGUAUGGCACCAGUGCCACAGCCUGCACUGGGAUGUACAUUCUGCUGAGUCUGAUGAGUUCCCUGGCAGUGUCUUUCGGAUGUGUGGCCAGUGUUCUGGGCUACUGCCUCCUGCCCAUGGUAGCCCUCUCUGCAUUCGCUGUCUUCUGCUCCCUGCAAGGCAUCCUGGGUACAGUUCUGGCUGCAUUAGGGAUAUGUUGGUGUAGUUUUUCUGCUUCAAAGAUCUUCAUCUCUACCCUGGCUAUGGAGGGCCAGCAGCUGCUGGUGGCUUACCCAUGUGCCCUGCUCUAUGGACUUUUUGCAUUGGUCACUGUGUUUUAACUAUCACAGAUUAAACCCAGAGAGAAAUCUUCAUUAUUCAAGUUGAAAUAUUUUGCUUUAAUUUAUUUCUUUCUUUUACUAAUGUUACAAGUAAAGGUAUGGAAGAAUAUGAGGGCCACAUGUGAAAAUGUAUUUGAGUUUUGAGUUUAAAGUUAAACAAAGAAAGAUAGAAAAAGAGAAGCCUAACUGUCAGAAUCCUUCUUUAGUCUUUAUUCACAUGUGGACCAUAUCCUCUUCCAUAAAGGGGGCAGUGUGCUUUCACCAGUCUAUUUGUCUGUUUAGGUCUAAUAUUCAUAAGGACUUUGGUUCAUGUUUGUAUAUUAUAGGCUGUAUGCAAAUGGUUAUCUGUUCUUAUAAAAGAAGCUGAAGUAUUUUUUUUGUCUAUAUACUUUAAGGUUUCUAUGUGAACUA
Larimichthys crocea (large yellow croaker) is the source of this 1512-nucleotide messenger RNA. Its product is annotated as protein YIPF5. Lineage: Eukaryota; Metazoa; Chordata; Actinopteri; Sciaenidae. The transcript is spliced from 6 exons. Bases 367 to 1101 code for a protein of 244 amino acids. Gene Ontology annotation, biological process: endoplasmic reticulum to Golgi vesicle-mediated transport; vesicle fusion with Golgi apparatus. Gene Ontology annotation, cellular component: trans-Golgi network. The record is from RefSeq and is a predicted model, not a curated record.